AUGCCCCUCGCCAUCUCACACAUGGGAAUCGUCCUCGGCAUAUCCGUGAUACUGUGGUCUGGUGUAACCGCGGGGUUCGGGCUCUACCUUCAGUCUCGAUGCGCGCAGUAUCUUGACAAAGGAAGCGCUUCAUUCUUUGCGCUGUCGCAAAUCACCUAUCCCAACGCUGCUGUGAUAUUUGAUGCGGCGAUUGCGAUUAAGUGUUUCGGUGUCGGGGUCAGCUACCUCAUUAUCAUCGGGGACCUGAUGCCGGGAGUGGUUCAGGGCUUCGUUGGGGAGGCGGCGUAUGAUUUCUUGGUGGAUCGCCAUUUUUGGGUGACGGCGUUCAUGUUGAUUAUUAUUCCGCUCUCAUAUUUACGGCGGCUGGACUCCCUCAAAUAUACAAGUAUCGCGGCUCUGGUUUCAAUGGCCUAUUUGGUGAUUCUGGUCGUUUACCAUUUCAUCAUUGGGGACACAAAAGAGGGCCGGGGUCCGAUCCGUGUCAUUCGCUGGGCAGGUGCUGUUCCGACACUCAGCAGCUUCCCGGUGAUCGUAUUCGCUUUUACGUGCCAUCAGAAUAUGUUUUCUAUCCUCAACGAGAUUAGCAACAACAGCCACUUUAGAACGACAGCAGUCGUGCUCGCCAGUAUUGGAAGCUCAGCUACCACCUAUAUUCUCGUUGCUAUUACGGGUUACCUGUCAUUUGGCAACAGCGUGGGCGGAAAUAUCGUUGGCAUGUACCCGCCAGGCGUAUGGGCUACAAUUGGACGUGCCGCUAUUGUCAUACUCGUCAUGUUCUCCUACCCUCUCCAAUGCCACCCUUGCAGGGCAUCAGUCGAUGCAGUCCUGCAUUGGAGACCCAAACGCUUCACGCGUUCUCGAAGCGAAGGCUCCCCUCACCGCCACCCUCUACUUCCCGCUGGUCCCCGAGGCUCUCGAACACCAGAACCAAUGAGUGACCUUCGAUUCUCUGUAAUCACGACGUCGAUCCUCAUUCUGAGCUACAUUGUCGCGAUGAGCGUCUCCUCACUCGAAGCCGUCCUUGCCUAUGUCGGCAGUACCGGAAGCACAAGCAUCAGCUUUAUCCUCCCGGGCAUGUUCUACUACAAGAUCUCAGCUCCAGACUCAGCAGCGCACCAGCGUCUCAUGAAAGAAGACGAUGAGGCUGAAGACGGUUACAUCUCCGGUGCAAGCGAGGAAGACGGCAUUCAAUCUCGUUCACUCACUGAGAGCGGGAUUCUGCGCCGACACACGCGCAACUGGCGCAGGGCUCUACUCAGAAAACUGAGUCUAGGGCUUGCCAUCUACGGGGUCAUUGUCAUGAUUACCUGUCUUGUCACGAAUUCCGUCUUCCUUGCAUCUCAUUGA
Messenger RNA from Aspergillus nidulans FGSC A4, 1347 nucleotides. RefSeq names its product putative amino acid transporter. The record is from RefSeq and is a predicted model, not a curated record. Gene Ontology annotation, molecular function: L-tyrosine transmembrane transporter activity; L-glutamate transmembrane transporter activity; L-histidine transmembrane transporter activity. The coding region runs from base 1 to 1347 and encodes 448 amino acids. Gene Ontology annotation, cellular component: fungal-type vacuole membrane; vacuolar membrane. NCBI's taxonomy places the organism in Eukaryota, Fungi, Ascomycota, Eurotiomycetes, Eurotiales, Aspergillaceae. The transcript is spliced from 3 exons. Gene Ontology annotation, biological process: L-arginine transmembrane import into vacuole; L-glutamate import; L-tyrosine transmembrane import into vacuole.